This is a messenger RNA of Thermochaetoides thermophila DSM 1495, 3861 nucleotides long. Its product is annotated as RNA polymerase-like protein. The record is from RefSeq and is a predicted model, not a curated record. The coding region runs from base 1 to 3861 and encodes 1286 amino acids. Gene Ontology annotation, biological process: DNA-templated transcription. Gene Ontology annotation, cellular component: RNA polymerase II, core complex. Gene Ontology annotation, molecular function: DNA binding; ribonucleoside binding; DNA-directed RNA polymerase activity. The transcript has 2 exons. Lineage: Eukaryota; Fungi; Ascomycota; Sordariomycetes; Sordariales; Chaetomiaceae.
AUGGCCGACUACUCGACUCAAGGCGGCCAGCCAUAUGGCGACUACGCCGAUACCUACGAAAACGACGAUAAUUAUGAAAAUACCGGCGGCUACGACGAUGGAGCUGGCUACGGCGGCGACGAUAGUAUCACACCCGAGGAUUGCUGGGAGGUAAUUUCGGCCUACUUCGACAAGAACGGCCUAGUGUCACAACAGAUCGACUCGUUCAACGAGUUCACCCAGAGUACAAUCCAGUCCCUCGUGAACGAAUAUGCCCAUUUGACGCUCGACCACCCGAACCCCGGAGACGAUGAAGGCCGCGACAUUGCCAUGCGGCGAUAUGACAUCCACUUCCAGGAUGUUCUGCUUUCGAAGCCGACCCUUACCGAGACGACUGGCGAGACGACAUUCCUUCUUCCCUAUGAAUGUCGUGACCGCAACCUGACUUACUCUGCUCCUAUGUACUGCAAAGUGACGAAGCGGGCGCGAAUUGCCAUUAAUGAGCCGAUCCCCUAUCACGAGCUGGACGAUGAGCAACGCGAGCACUUAGCCAAGACUGGCGAGCACCCGACGACGAUCCGCUGGGAGGAAGAGGACACCGGGCCUCGUGAAGCACCACGCGAUGGGCCUCUUAAGGGAGAUAAGGACAAGGCCGAUUACAUCUUCCUUGGCAAGCUGCCCAUUAUGGUGAAAUCCAAGGUGUGCCAUUUGUACGGCGAAGACGAUGAUUCCCUCUUCCUGCUCAAUGAGUGCCCGUACGAUCAAGGAGGUUACUUCAUCAUUAAUGGCAGCGAGAAGGUGCUCAUCGCACAGGAGCGCUCCGCGGCCAAUAUUGUUCAGAUUUUCAAGAAGCCACCGGGUGGUAGCGUCGCAUACGUCGCCGAGAUCCGCAGCGCCCUUGAGAAGGGCUCGCGUCUCAUCUCAUCGCUGCAGAUGAAGCUACACACCAAGGCCUCGCCGGAAAAGGGUCGCCUUGCUAAUACUGUCAGCGUAACGUUGCCUUAUGUCCGAGAGGACAUCUCGCUUGCCAUCGUCUUCCGCGCGCUUGGUGUCGUCUCCGAUGAGGAUAUUCUAAACCACAUCUGCUACGACCGCACCGAUACCCAGAUGCUUGAGGCUCUUCGCCCGUGUAUUGAAGAAGCUUUCUGCAUCCAGGACCGUGAGGUCGCCCUGGAUUUCAUCGGCAAACGUGGUAAUGGUAACGCCGGGCAGAACCGCGUGAACCGUAUUCGCGCCGCCAAGGACCUUCUUCAGAAGGAGAUGCUCCCGCACAUCUCUCAGUCGGAAGGCUGCGAGACGCGUAAGGCUUUCUUCCUCGGUUACAUGGUCCACAAGCUCCUCCAGUGCGCUCUUGGUCGUCGUGACCCCGAUGACCGUGACCACUUCGGCAAGAAGCGUCUGGAUCUGGCUGGUCCCCUGCUAGCUAAGCUGUUCCGUGGUGUCAUCCGCCGCAUGACACAGGAUCUUAUGUCUUACAUGAAGCGCUGUAUCGACACUAACAAGAACUUCUCUUUGGCGCUGGGCAUCAAGCACUCGACCCUCACAAACGCGCUGAAGUACUCGCUGGCUACGGGCAACUGGGGUGAGCAGAAGAAGGCCAUGAGCUCUACUGCAGGCGUUUCCCAGGUGCUCAACCGUUACACGUUCGCCUCGACCCUGUCACACUUGCGGCGCACUAACACGCCUAUCGGUCGUGAUGGUAAGCUGGCCAAGCCCCGUCAGCUUCACAACACCCACUGGGGUCUAGUGUGCCCUGCCGAGACUCCCGAGGGUCAGGCUUGUGGUCUCGUCAAGAACCUGUCUCUCAUGUGCUACGUGAGCGUUGGUACGCCUGCGGAGCCUAUCAUCGAAUUCAUGAUUGCUAGGAACAUGGAGGUGUUGGAAGAGUACGAGCCACUGCGGUACCCUAACGCCACCAAGGUGUUCGUCAACGGGACGUGGGUUGGCGUUCACCAAGAUCCCAAGCAUCUCGUGUCCCUGGUCCAGGGCCUGCGCCGCAAGAAUAUUAUCAACUUCGAGGUGUCGUUGGUCCGGGACAUCCGCGACCGAGAGUUCAAGAUCUUCUCUGAUGCUGGUCGCGUCAUGAGGCCACUCUUUACUGUUGAGCAAGAAGACAACGGCGAGAAUGGUGUCGAGAAGGGUCAGCUGCUGCUCAAGAAGGAGCACAUUGCGCGGUUGGAGCGCGACAAGGAGCUUGGCAAGUACCACCCAGACUACUGGGGUUGGGAUGGUCUGUUGAAGUCGGGUGCUGUCGAGUACCUGGACGCCGAAGAGGAAGAGACGGCCAUGAUCUGCAUGACCCCCGAGGACCUUGACAUGUACCGCCUGACCAAGCUCGGCUUCCAAGUGCAUGACAAUUCAGGCGUCGGCAAUAACCGCAUCCGUACGAAGAUGAACAUGACGACGCACGCGUAUACCCACUGCGAGAUUCACCCCAGCAUGCUUCUCGGUGUCUGCGCAAGUAUCAUUCCUUUCCCCGAUCAUAACCAGUCGCCCAGAAAUACGUAUCAGUCUGCCAUGGGUAAACAAGCGAUGGGUUUCUUCCUCACCAACUACUCGCACCGCAUGGACACUAUGGCGAACAUUCUCUACUAUCCUCAGAAGCCGCUGGCGACGACACGGUCCAUGGAAUUCCUCAAGUUCCGUGAGCUGCCUGCCGGUCAGAAUGCUAUCGUGGCUAUCUUGUGCUACUCGGGUUACAACCAAGAAGACUCGGUCAUUAUGAACCAAAGCAGCAUCGACCGCGGUCUCUUCCGCAGUUUGUUCUUCCGUUCGUACACGGAUUGCGAGAAGCGCGUCGGUAUCAACAUCGUCGAGAUGUUUGAGAAGCCCAACAGGACUGAGACGCUGCGCAUGAAGCAUAGUACAUACGAUAAGCUCGAUGCCGACGGUAUCGUUGCGCCGGGCACGCGUGUGUCGGGCGACGACAUUAUUAUUGGCAAGACUUGCCCGAUCAACCCGGAGAAUGCUGAGCUCGGCUCAAGGACGGCUCAGCAUGUCAAGCGCGACGUAUCGACAGCUCUGCGCAGCACAGAGAACGGCAUUGUCGACUCAGUCAUUUUGACUACCAAUCAAGACGGCAUGCGGUACGUCAAGGUGCGCGUGCGCACUACCAAGAUUCCGCAAAUUGGCGACAAGUUUGCCUCCCGUCACGGUCAGAAGGGUACUAUUGGCGUUACCUACCGUCAAGAAGACAUGCCGUUCACCUGCGAGGGUAUCACCCCUGAUAUCAUCAUCAACCCGCACGCCAUUCCGUCUCGUAUGACAAUUGCCCACUUGAUCGAGUGCUUGCUGUCCAAGGUCUCCACGCUCAAGGGCAUGGAGGGCGACGCCACGCCCUUCACCGAGGUCACAGUCGACAGCGUGUCGGCGCUAUUACGCGAGCACGGCUACCAGUCUCGUGGCUUCGAGAUCAUGUAUAACGGCCACACGGGCCGCAAGCUGCGCGCGCAGGUCUUUUUUGGCCCUACCUACUACCAGCGUUUGCGCCACAUGGUCGACGACAAGAUUCAUGCCCGUGCGCGCGGUCCUCUGCAGAUCAUGACACGCCAGCCGGUCGAGGGUCGUGCUCGCGACGGUGGUCUGCGUUUCGGUGAAAUGGAGCGCGAUUGUAUGAUUGCGCACGGUGCGGCGGCGUUCUUGAAGGAGCGGUUGUUUGAGGUGUCGGAUGCGUUCCGUGUCCAUAUCUGCGAGAUUUGCGGGUUGAUGACGCCCAUUGCCAACCUCACCAAACAAUCCUUCGAAUGCCGGCCCUGUAAAAACAAGACCAAGAUUGCGCAGGUGCACAUCCCGUAUGCAGCCAAGCUGCUCUUCCAGGAACUCAUGGCCAUGAAUAUCGCAGCCCGCAUGUUCACCACUCGAUCGGGCAUCUCGGUGCGCUAA